Aspergillus versicolor CBS 583.65 is the source of this 3366-nucleotide messenger RNA. RefSeq names its product putative ubiquitin conjugating enzyme. The transcript is spliced from 2 exons. Bases 1 to 3366 code for a protein of 1121 amino acids. The record is from RefSeq and is a predicted model, not a curated record. NCBI's taxonomy places the organism in Eukaryota, Fungi, Ascomycota, Eurotiomycetes, Eurotiales, Aspergillaceae. Gene Ontology annotation, molecular function: NAD+ poly-ADP-ribosyltransferase activity.
AUGCCCCGGAGGGACUUCCAGAGAGAUCUCGCCGAAGUCCGUCUUCCAGAUACGUUUCCGCGACUGUCUGACGUCAGAUCCGGAAGCGAGGAUGGAUCCAUCUACUUUACCUACACCCCUCUAGCGGGCGAUCAUCAUUCGCUUGACGUUGAAGUCUCCGUUCCAGAUACCGCGGAAUACCCCAAAGAUCACCAUUACUUCGUAUUCACAGUCUCAGAAAAUGUCCCCCAGUCUGUCUCGCGUAUUCUAGAGGACUCACUACCCACUUUCCAUGGCCUCCCUCUAGGGACCUUCCUGGAGACGGUAUCGGAAUGCCUGGACAAGGCAACUUCACCCGAUGACAGUGUGUCAGACUCAGUGCAACUGGACAGCGAUACUAGUGACACCGAGGAAGAAAACGAUCCGAUGGAGUGGGAAGAUGAGGAGGAGAAUAUCGAAGCAGGGUUCAAAAUAGGAGAGGCCAUCCCUGACGUACGCGAUUACAUUUCUGCAGACCUACGCAAAGCUCGCCAGGCUGGGUUCCGGGUGGGCAUUCUGGGUGAGCUGGAUGGGCCUGUGAUUUUAUCCGCAUCUCGCCGCAUCUCGAAGCUGGGAAUCUCCAAUGAAGCUAUGGAGGCCUGGGGUGUCCGUCCUACAGACUACCUUGUCCUUCUUGUUCGUUAUCCGUCCGGUUAUCGACGUUUACCAGAUGUGGUACUCUCCUCUGCAGGAACUAGCUCGAUGAUUCAGUUAUAUGUUGGGGUCUGUGAGAUAUACAAACCUAGUUUGAACUCCGCCCGUCAUGUAUUCGCAACUGGGGUAGUGUCUGGGUUGGAUGACACAGAUAAUGUGAAAAUGGAGCCGGCACUAGGGUCCAUCCUUAUUGGAAAGUCUCUUCAGUCCUUACUCAAUGAUCGCUUUACAAUGAUUCUUAAAUACCGGUUGGAGAAUGGCUUUUCAUGGACAGGGGCAGAAUUAUACUUGAACGAUGGUCAAGGAAGACUGUUGCAUGCCAAUGAAAAGAGCCAACCAAAAUACUUUGAGUCAGAGACCUGGCGUGUGCCGCCACCGGAUUUCUUGAAGGAUGAUCAUCUCGCACAGGGUGGACCGCCGUCUGAGAUGUCUUUGAUUCUGAUCGCUAUGCAGUUCACCCUUCGCCGUUUUGUGAAAUGCACCGAGUUCUGCCUCAACUGUUACUGCAAAAUCGACGCUGGAUUCGAGGCUCUUAAGCCGUUCGUGUGCUCAAAGGGACUGUGCUUGUAUCAGUACAUGUCUUUGGGGAUGGGACCCAGUCUGGAAUGGGAAAUAUCAUCGCAACCAUAUGUGGCCGACCUGCUGAUAAGUUUUGCCUAUACCAGAAUUGCAACAAACAAACUCCACGAUUUUCCAACUGGUUUCCCGCUGAAGGUUCCACAUCCAGGUCGGACUGCAAUGAAUCCCGCCAAUUUCUCUUCAACCGCCUACCGCGGAAAACUCACGUAUGACGACGCACUGGGGUCGCGCCUUUGUAUUUACAGUAGUUGUGAUAUAAAGGUAGGCGACUGGAUUGUAAUUCUGGUGGACUAUGCGACCUCGGACCAAGCCGAGAUACGGAAUCGGCAAGAAUUGCAUGCGCGUGUUAAGGACACCACGGACAAGUCGAAUGUCAUCCUUGGGGACCUGAUUGCUUGCGGGCGCCGAGAAAGCUUCUUUCAGUUACUCAAAGAUGCCCAGAACGGACCGGUGCACUUUGUGAUGUAUGAUACGGAUCUUGCCUCGCUUCCUGACGUUUCAAGGACAAAUGCGCUGAUGGACCUUUUGGGCACGCUGCCUACCGUAUCAGAAAUGAAGGCCUGGAUUGACCAGAAGAAAGGCGGCCACCUCAGACCCCUUUCCGAGUGGCACGAUAGGAUCCAUAUGUCGGCUCUGUAUGUCCUCCAAUGGAUUAUCGGAUCCAACCGCUCAGUUAUACUGUUUGACGAUGACCCGCAGCACCAAGUGUCGGGAAUGGAAUCGUACAUCCAAUUCAGGUUUGCCCAAGGUGCCCCAGACAAGGAACAGCGGUUUGUGAAGGCCGUAAACACGACUGCUUCUCGGCUAAAUCUCCAGUAUCCAACUCUAUUCGCCUGGCAUGGAAGCCCCUUGUCUAACUGGUACAGCAUAGUUAGGGAGAGCCUCCAUUACAAGGAAACCAUGAACGGCCGAAGCUUUGGAAACGGGAUAUAUCUGACUCCAAACUUCAAUACUUCGGUUGGCUAUUGUAGGAACCACCACAGAGAUUUAGGUCCUGUAUCACUUUCCUGGCCGAAGAGCGAGCUGAAAUGCACAAUGGCGAUAUCCUUAAACGAGGUGGUCAACGCUCCGGCCGAGUUCACGUCAAAAGAGCCUCACUAUGUGGUGCAACAUGUGGACUGGGUCCAGCCUAGAUAUCUUUUUAUUGAGUGCGCGCAGCCCAUGCCGGACCACGCUAAGCGAGCAAAGUGCGAGAAAUUAGCCCACGUUUAUUCGCAGGAGCCUGGCCGUACUGUCUUCGGACCCAGAGGGGCCCUGACUAUCCCCAUUUCCGCCACAAACAGCCACCGCUCUAGGGAUUCGGCAGAGCCACCAUCGAGUGGAAGCCCGAAGCCUGUCAUCAAGAACGGGAAACGGAAAAAGGCCACUGUCAAACGCGAUGCACCUGACAAUGACGACGACGACGAUGCAGCCAGUGUGGAAACCCUUCCAGAGGACCGGCAGGUGCUGCUAUCCGACGAAGAGUCAGCCCCCCGUAAACAAAGCAAGCUGUCCGUCACCUCUUUCGAGCCGAAUACCCUCGAUGUAUCUUCCAUCCAGCUACUCGGUGAGCCAGCGUACGCAACACCACGGGCAACAAAGACCCUUCAAAAGGUACUCCGUCAAGCCCUCGAUACGCAGGACAAACGACCCCAGCACGAACUAGGCUGGUACAUCAAUGCCAACCAUAUCGACAAUGUCUACCAAUGGAUCGUCGAACUCCACAGUUUCGAAAAGCACCUCCAAAUAGCACGCGACCUCGAACAGGCCGGACUGCGAAGCAUUGUCAUGGAAAUGCGCUUCCCCCCCGAAUUCCCCUUGUCGCCGCCAUUCCUUCGAAUCAUCAAACCGCGUUUCGUCAGGUUCGCUGAGGGCGGCGGCGGACAUAUCACCGCAGGCGGUGCAAUGUGCAUGGAACUCCUCACGACGUCGGGCUGGCUCCCUGUAUUCUCAAUCGAGAGCGUCCUCUUGCAGGUUCGACUGGCUAUCACGAAUGAGAUACCCCGGCCGGCGAGAUUGGACUUUGACUCUAGCCGCAAGGAGUAUGGUAUUGGGGAGGCUAUCUAUGAGUACAAGAGAAUGUGUGUUGCUCAUAACUGGGAAGUUCCGAAGGACCUUGACAAGGUUCGGUGGUAG